AUGCUACUUAAGCGUCUGAGAGCGCUGGAAGAAGUCCUGUAUAAGGAGGAAAUAAUCAGGCUCCAGAGUGACCCCCUGGAGAGGAAGCACUUUUUGAAUGUGUUUCCCCAGUUGAAACAGGAGCUCGAGGAUCAAAUUCGAAAGCUCCGCAAGCUUGCCGACAAGGCUGACGAGGUACACAGGAACUGCACCUUCGCCAACCUCGUGGCCAGCUCCACCGGUGCCGCAUCCGGCGUCCUGACCUUGCUGGGUCUGGGUCUGGCCCCUGUGACUUCAGGGGUCAGCCUGACACUCUGUGCACCUGGGAUGGGGCUGGGAACAGUAUCUGCUGUCACCGGUGUGUGCAGCAGUUUAGUGGAGCACUUACUAAUAUCGCCUAUGAAAGGCGAAGCCAGUCAGCUGACAUCGACUGCCAGUGACAAAGGGAAAGGAAUUGCAAGGGCUAUGUAUCAGAACAUACCCCAAAAUAUUUCCUUAAAGGACUGGGCUAAAGUCGUGCAAACCAUUGCAAAGAAUGUUUUUCUCAUCAAGCUGGCCGAAGUCAAUCCUCACUUAAAGGCCUGUGUCGAGAGACUUCUGACAGAAGGGAGAGUACCAGUUCCAAGUGGCAAGCAGGUGCAGAAUGCUAUUCGAGUCCCACUUUUGACAAUGACCAGAGGAGCCCGGUUCAUGAGUGCGGCCACUGCAGGCAUCUUCCUUUGGAUGGACGUGGCCAACAUUGUGGAAGAAUCAAAGCACUUACAAGAGGGGGCAAAGGCAGAGUCGGCUGAAGAGCUGAGGCACCAGAUCAAGUUGCUGGAGAGCAAGCUGAAGGAGCUCAUCCAGACUCAUGAACGUCUGAAGAAGACCUGA
Suricata suricatta (meerkat) is the source of this 852-nucleotide messenger RNA. RefSeq names its product apolipoprotein L3-like. The transcript has a single exon. Lineage: Eukaryota; Metazoa; Chordata; Mammalia; Carnivora; Herpestidae. Gene Ontology annotation, cellular component: membrane; extracellular region. The coding region runs from base 1 to 852 and encodes 283 amino acids. Gene Ontology annotation, biological process: lipid transport; lipoprotein metabolic process. Gene Ontology annotation, molecular function: lipid binding. The record is from RefSeq and is a predicted model, not a curated record.